Messenger RNA from Exophiala viscosa, 1508 nucleotides. RefSeq names its product oxidoreductase. The transcript has 3 exons. Gene Ontology annotation, molecular function: oxidoreductase activity, acting on NAD(P)H. Bases 384 to 1406 code for a protein of 340 amino acids. The record is from RefSeq and is a predicted model, not a curated record. Lineage: Eukaryota; Fungi; Ascomycota; Eurotiomycetes; Chaetothyriales; Herpotrichiellaceae.
UGCAACACUAGCACCCUUUAAUUUCAAUGUGUGGCUGUGCACUGAUAUCUUACCGAGUUUGGCAACCAAAACAUUGUGGUAUCGGACAACAAUUACCAAUGAAGUGUAGGAGCCGAAUAAAAGCUCCUUAGCCAUCUGGCUUGCGAGAUGGCUUUUCGAUAGAUCAUCAAGCGAAAGAGUUGGCUUGCUCGUUCGUUCUGACCAAAGCACAUCACCGGAUAAAUGUACAUCUCGUGCCGUCAUGAUGUCAGUUUCCGCAUUGUUCCACGGAUACAGUAUAUACUAUAUACCCAUCGAGGAUGCUUAAUAAUGCAUUCGCAAGAAGCAUUUGAAACAGAUGCACCUAUACUAAUCUCGUCUGUGUAAAUAACUCCGACAUCAAAAUGACGCAAACAAAUCAGGCAGCAUGGCUUCGAAAGGAGAAGACAAAACUGGAGGUCGGACCCGCCGAGAUAGGUAAACCUGGUCAUGACCAGGUCUUGAUCAAGAACAAAGCUGUCGCCAUCAAUCCAGUCGACUGGAAGAUGCAAGAUGGACAUUUGUUUCCUAUCAACGAGCCGAGGGUCAUGGGAAAUGAUGUUGCAGGUGAAAUCGUUGAAGUUGGUGAAGGCGUAUCCGAGUUCUCGAAGGAUCAGCGUGUGCUUGCUCAUGUCAUCGGCCUGGUCACCGGCAAAGCUGAAGAAGGCGGCUUUCAGAACUUCUCCCUUGCCAACACCAUAGGCGUCUGUCCGAUGCCCGAUAGUAUGACUUUUGAAGAAGCGUCCGUCCUCCCGCUAGCUAUAUCGACCGCUACGCAGGGUUUGUUUGCCAAAGAAUACCUCGCGCUGCCGAAGCCUAGUCACGAUGUGGAGGAGUUAGGCAAGACGUUAUUGGUAUGGGGUGCGUCCUCAUCGGUAGGAGCUGCUGCCGUUCAACUUGCGGUUGCUGCAGGAUUGAAGGUGAUUGCUACAGCAUCAAAGAGAAAUUUUGAUUUCUGCAAAGACCUUGGAGCCAGCCAGGUCUUCGAUUACAGCAGUCCUGGGAUUGUUGGUGACUUGACGGAUGCCCUACAGAAGGAUGAUGUCGCUGGCGCAUAUGAUGCCAUUUCCACUCGUGACACACAGUUGAAUACCGCUCAGGUCCUGGCUCAGCUUGGUGGAGGCAAGAUGGCAACUGUUCUCCCGGCAAGCGACGAGAUUCCUUCAACGGUGACAGCGAAAUCAGUAUAUGCCGUCAAUAUCUUGACGCAGGAUAAGCAACUAGGACAAGCAAUCUGGCAUGUCUUCAUGCCUGAUGCUCUCAAGAACGGGCAGAUUAGGCCACUACCAAAGCCGGACGUGGUUGGUCAUGGAGUAGAGCACAUUCAAGCUGGUCUUGAUAAGAACCGUGAAGGAGUUUCGGCAGCGAAGGUGGUCGUCACGCUAUGAGUUCCCAUGCUGAAUCAAAGAUUCAUACAUGGCCGCGUUUGACCCAGGAGACCCAACCAAGACCAAGUGUGCCAUCUUUCAAUUUCAUUCACAUCUGUUCCA